AUGGCCGCCCAGGUGGUUUUCAGGGGCUUUGCCAACCCCAGAGGACUGGCCGUGGCUGUGGCCCUUCAGGAGCCGAUCGCCAGACCUGUCUUCUCAGGCACCUCUGGGUGGGUUGAAGCCGCCGUGGACUUCAAGUUCAACCCGAUCAAUCUGCGCCUCAUCUUGGUGAGCGGGAAAACCAAAGAGUUCCUGUUUUCCCCCAACGACUCCGCGUCGGACAUCGCCAAGCACGUGUACGACAACUGGCCGAUGGCUUUGAAACUUCCUUUUGGCAAAACCACAGUGAUGCACUUGGUGGCCCGAGAGACGCUGCCUGAGCCAAACUCCCAAGGUCAGAGGAAUCGGGAGAAGACGGGCGAGAGUAACUGCUGCGUGAUCCUGUAG
Messenger RNA from Orycteropus afer afer, 384 nucleotides. It is a transcript of the gene UBL3, whose product is annotated as ubiquitin like 3. The record is from RefSeq and is a predicted model, not a curated record. Bases 1 to 384 code for a protein of 127 amino acids. NCBI's taxonomy places the organism in Eukaryota, Metazoa, Chordata, Mammalia, Tubulidentata, Orycteropodidae. The transcript has 4 exons.